Messenger RNA from Dipodomys ordii (Ord's kangaroo rat), 2687 nucleotides. RefSeq names its product peptidase domain containing associated with muscle regeneration 1 (gene Pamr1). The transcript has 11 exons. The record is from RefSeq and is a predicted model, not a curated record. Gene Ontology annotation, biological process: proteolysis. Gene Ontology annotation, molecular function: serine-type endopeptidase activity; calcium ion binding. The coding region runs from base 3 to 2165 and encodes 720 amino acids. Lineage: Eukaryota; Metazoa; Chordata; Mammalia; Rodentia; Heteromyidae.
AGAUGGAGCUGGACCGCUGGACGCAGCUGGGGCUCGUGUUCCUGCAGCUCCUGCUCAUCUCAUCUUUGCCAAGAGAAUACACAGUCAUCAAUGAAGCCUGCCCUGGAGCCGAGUGGAACAUCAUGUGUCGGGAGUGUUGUGAAUACGACCAGAUUGAGUGUGUCUGCCCUGGAAAGAAGGAAGUGGUGGGCUACACCAUCCCAUGCUGCAGGAACGAGGACAAUGAGUGUGACUCCUGCCUCAUUCACCCCGGCUGUAUGAUCUUUGAAAACUGCAAAAGCUGCAGGAACGGCUCAUGGGGGGGCACCCUGGAUGACUUCUACGUGAAGGGCUUCUACUGUGCCGAGUGCAGAGUGGGCUGGUACGGCGGAGACUGCAUGCGAUGUGGCCAGGUGCUUCGAGCUUCCAAGGGUCAGAUUAUGUUGGAGAGCUACCCCUUAAAUGCUCAUUGUGAAUGGACCAUUCAUGCCAAGCCUGGCUUUAUCAUCCAACUAAGGUUUAGCAUGUUGAGCCUGGAGUUUGACUACAUGUGCCAGUAUGACUAUGUGGAGAUCCGAGAUGGGGACCACAGGGACAGCCCGAUAAUCAAGCGUUUCUGUGGCAACGAGAGGCCAGCCCCCAUCAGGAGCACCGGCUCCUCCCUCCACGUCCUCUUCCACUCUGAUGGCUCCAAGAAUUUUGAUGGUUUCCACGCUGUCUUUGAAGAGAUCACAGCAUGCUCCUCCUCCCCCUGUUUCCAUGAUGGCACGUGCCUCCUUGAUGCUACCGGGUCUUAUAAGUGUGCCUGUCUAGCUGGCUACACUGGACAACACUGUGAGAGUGUUCUUGAAGAAAGAAACUGCUCAGACCUUGGGGGUCCAGUCAACGGAUACAAGAAAAUAACAGGAGGCCCUGGGCUUCUAAAUGGGCGUAAUGCCAAGAUUGGCACUGUUGUGUCCUUCUUUUGUAACAACUCCUAUGUUCUUAGUGGCGAUGAGAAAAGGACCUGUCAGCAGAAUGGACAGUGGUCAGGGAAACAGCCCAUCUGCAUAAAAGCCUGUCGAGAACCAAAGAUCUCAGACCUGGUGAGGAGGAAAGUUCUUCCGAUGCAAGUUCAAUCAAGGGCAACACCAUUACAUCAGCUAUACUCAUCAGCCUUCAGCAAGCAGAAACUGCAGGAUGCUGCUACCAAGAAGCCGGCCCUUCCCUUUGGAGAUCUGCCUGCUGGGUACCAGCAUCUACACACACAGCUGCAGUAUGAAUGCAUCUCUCCCUUCUACCGUCGCCUGGGCAGCAGCCGGAGGACAUGCUUGCAGACUGGGAAGUGGAGUGGGCGGGCUCCGUCUUGCAUCCCAAUCUGUGGGAAAAUUGAGAACAUCACUUCUCCAAAGAUCCAAGGGACCCGUUGGCCAUGGCAAGCAGCCAUCUACAGGAGGACGAGCGGGGAGCCUGAUGGGGGCCUGCACAAGGGCGCGUGGUUCCUGGUCUGCAGUGGUGCCCUAGUGAAUGAGCGCACCGUGGUGGUGGCGGCCCAUUGUGUUACUGACCUGGGGAAGGUGUCCAUCAUCAAGACGGCGGACCUGAAAGUUGUUCUUGGAAAAUUCUACCGGGAUGAUGACCGGGAUGAGAAGACCAUCCAGAACUUACGGGUUGCUGCUAUCAUUCUUCAUCCCAACUAUGACCCCAUCCUUCUCGAUGCUGACAUCGCUAUCCUGAAGCUCCUAGACAAGGCCCGCAUUAGCACCCACGUUCAGCCUGUCUGCCUUGCUGCCACUCGGGACCUCAGCAUCUCCUUCCAGGAAUCCCACAUCACUGUGGCUGGCUGGAAUAUUCUAGCAGAUGUAAGGAGUCCUGGAUUCAAGAAUGACACACUGCGCUUGGGGAUGGUCCGAGUGGUGGACUCACUGCUGUGUGAGGAACAGCAUGAAGACCAUGGCAUCCCAGUGAGUGUCACCGAUAACAUGUUCUGUGCCAUCCAGGACCCCAGUGCACCUUCUGACAUCUGUACUGCAGAGACAGGAGGUAUCGCAGCAAUGUCUUUCCCAGGGCGAGCAUCCCCAGAGCCGCGUUGGCAUCUGGUAGGCCUGGUCAGCUGGAGCUAUGACAAAACAUGCAAUCAUCACCUCUCCACAGCCUUCACCAAAGUGCUGCCUUUUAAAGACUGGGUUGAGAGAAAUAUGAAAUGAACCAGCUUCAGGGUCAUGGAGAAGCUUUUCUGUAUGUGCUGCACUAUGCAGUGUAGACCUGAAGUGUGAUUUUUGCCCAUGAACUUAGAUCUAUCAGGGCUUCUGAUUUCAGACACAUAGCUCAAUGGAGGGAAGAAAAGCUUGGUUUCUGGCUGGUCACCUCCUUUCUGACUGCUUGGAAACCAUUUGAAAGAUGCCAGGACUAGCUAGAGCAGAGUUUCUCUGAAGAAGAAACAAAAAUCUGAAUAGAAACAAACAAACAAACAAACAAACAUUCCAUUCAAUUGACCUGGUGGCCUUCCUUACUUUUCAGAGAAGCCAAUGGCAUGGGCACUUGUCGUGGAGAGAGUGGACCUGGGGUGGUCUGUGCUAAGCCAGGCCUCUUGUAAAACUUCAGCCAAAUCCAAUUCCAAAGAGUCUCUUGCGAAGUCGCAGGUAGCCUGACUGUGGCACAUUCACCAUAGUCUAAUCUGAUUCUUUGCUUUUCCUAUCUCUGUAAAUAUUUUAAUAAAACAAGGGUUG